CCCCCCGCCGAGCGGUCCCACGACCGCGGGGCGGUGGCGCCGGGCGGCUGCUCCUGACAGACAUGUCAUGCUUUUAAGCAAGAGAUAAACCUCAACAGCCAGAGGUAGACCCAAUGGCAAAUUGGUGAAGCAAAAUGGGUUGAGUACAGGCAGAAUAACCUUAUGCCACUGAAAUCUGUUUUCAUCAUGUUGUCUCACCAGUGCUGGCAGAGCUGAAGCUUCCUGCUUCUUAGGGAGAGCAUGUAUAAAAGGAAUGACCUCAUGGCCAAUGUGAUGAUCACCUCUGCCACUCCAGAGGGUAGUAGCAGCUCAGAUUCUUUGGAAGGGAGGAGCUCGGAUUAUGCCAACAAAAGCUACGAUGCAGUUGUAUUUGAUGUAUUGAAAGUAACUCCUGAGGAGUUUGCUAGCCAGAUUACUCUUAUGGAUAUGCCAGUAUUUAAAGCUAUACAGCCUGAGGAACUAGCCAGCUGUGGAUGGAAUAAGAAAGAGAAACAUGUCCUUGCUCCAAAUAUUGUUGCCUUUACCAGGAGGUUUAACCAGGUCAGUUUUUGGGUUGUACGAGAAAUUUUAACAGCACAGACCUUAAAAAUAAGGGCAGAAAUAUUGAGCCAUUUUGUGAAAAUAGCUAAAAAGCUUCUAGAACUGAAUAACCUCCAUUCUCUUAUGUCAGUGGUAUCAGCGCUGCAAAGUGCACCUAUAUUCAGACUGACAAAAACCUGGGCUCUUCUGAAUCGCAAAGACAAGGCCAACUUUGAGAAGUUAGACUACUUACUGUCCAAGGAAGAUAAUUAUAAAAGGACACGCGAGUACAUCAGAAGCUUAAAAAUAGUUCCUGCUAUUCCAUAUUUAGGUAUUUAUCUCUUAGAUUUAAUCUACAUUGAUUCUGCAUAUCCUGCUUCAGGCAGCAUCAUGGAGAAUGAACAAAGAUCCAACCAAAUGAACAAUAUUCUCCGAAUAAUAGCUGAUCUGCAAGUCUCUUGUAACUAUGAUCAUCUUACAACAUUACCGCAUGUGCAGAAAUAUUUAAAGUCCGUCCGUUAUAUUGAAGAACUUCAGAAAUUUGUGGAAGAUGAUAAUUAUAAAUUAUCAUUAAGAAUUGAGCCAGGCAAUAGCUCUCCUCGACUGGUUUCCUCCAAAGAAGAUCUCACAGGUCCAUCUGAAGUGUCGGUAAUUACGAAAUUCAGCAGGAGACCAACAUGUCCUGAUGCUUCAAUGGCAGCAGGUCUACCAACACCUCCUGUACCAAGGCACAGGAAAAGUCACAGCUUGGGAAACAAUAUGAUGUGUCAGUUCAGUGUAGUAGAGAGCAAAAGUGCCACGUUCCCAACAGAGAAACCUCGCCAUCUGCUGGAUGACAGUGUCCUGGAAUCACACAGUCCUGCGCGUAGCCACAUGCUAAGCUCGGUUUUCUCUAAUGGUAUUUCCAUAGAUAGCAGUGAAAGCUCAGAAGUUAGUGAGGAACUGUCUUCAGGGCUUGAAAGGGGUCGUUUGUAUGCCACACUCGGGCCUAAUUGGAGGGUACCAAUCCGGAGUUCUCCCAGAAGUCAAAGCUGUGUCUACAGCCCAGUAGGAGCCUGUAGCUGCACAUCAAGUAGUUCCAUAGGAGUCAUUACCAUGGAAGGACCCUUAAGAAGGAAAACAUUGCUCAAAGAAGGCAAGAAACCUACUCUCUCGUCAUGGACUAGAUACUGGGUUACACUUUCAGGAUCAACUCUUCUGUACUUUGGAGCAAAAUCUUUAAGAGGCACUGAAAGAAAACAUUAUAAAUCCACACCUGUUAAAAAGGUCUCAAUUGUGGGCUGGAUGGUAGCGCUGCCUGAUGACCCUGAACACCCUGAUAUUUUCCAGUUAAAUAAUCCUGACAAAGGCAAUGUUUACAAGUUCCAAACUGGUUCAAGAUUUCACGCAAUAUUAUGGCAUAAGCAUUUGGAUGAUGCAUGCAAAAGCAACAGGCCCCAGGUACCUGCUAAUCUGAUGUCAUUCGAAUAAUUUCUUCUCUUACGUGGUGUGACUUCAAGUGCCAAACUGAAGAAACAAACUAUUGUUCUUUUAAGAUAGAAGACGAUAAAAGAAUGGUUUCUCCUGACAUGAGCCAGCCACAUGUAUUUCAGCACUUUCCUGUGUAACUUGAAAGUGAUUCCGACACAGCUUUUAAAAGCAGAAGGUGAAUGUUGUCCUUAGGACCAGAUAAAGUUUCAUGCACUGAGUGAAAGUAGAUAAUUUAAGUGGACAGAAGAAUAAUCCUGACUGCUGCAGGAUUCUAGAGCCCUCAACUUUAAUUUUGUGGUCACAGACUGCCCUGAAAAAAUAUUCAGACGCAAACUUUGCAUCAUAUCUUCUGCCUAUUCUUUUUUUUAACUGUUCUUUUUAUUAUUAAGCUUCUUUGUGUGACUGAAGAACAUUUGGCCCAUGUUGGGUUUCAAUUCUUUCUAAUGCACAAAAUGAUUUACAGUGUUAACUUGCUGCAAAGUGACAGAAUAGAAAAUUGUAGAACAACGUUUUUAUAACUUAAGUGCACUGAGUUGCUUGGCAAUGUGGCUGCCUCAGAUUUUGUAUCAAAUUUCUGGACAAUUUUGCUGUUCAUAUUUGAGCUAUUUGAAAAAAAUGUAUUUUGGCACGGGAUAGUUAGUAGCAUUUUCGGUUUUAUUCAAUGAUGCUGCUCAGGAAUGCCAUGACAAUGGAUUUAUGGCUAUUUAUGCUGUGUUAAAAGCCUUCUUGAGUUCUUUUACUGAUGGUAUGAUUGCUUAUAUGUCUAUUUUUUCUUUAAUUUGGAUGCUAUUCAUCCCUCAAUAUAGGAAAGUGGGUAUUCAGGUCUUCCAUAUCACACGAUCCUGGCUUCUAGGAAUGGUUCCAUAGAGUUAUAUUUCUAUUCCAUUUUCUUAUGGAUGACACAGACCCACUUAGUUCCAGUAAAUGAUGCAUCUGUAUGAUACACAGUACUGUGACAGCAGGUACACUAGUGGUGCUGUACUAGUAGCAGGUACACAGUACUGUGACAGCACUGGUUCAUAGUGCUGUUGUUAUGAAAUCAUGAUGGGGAUGAGAACUCAAUUACAGUGGCAAUGUAGGAGGCACAAAGAAGCCUCCUCGUGUCCUGGAAAAAAAAAAAAAAAAAAAAAAAGGAGAGAGAGAGAAAGUGAGCCUUCGGCUCAGAGAGAACUGUCUAAAUCCCGUGCUGUGCCCUAGCACUCUUAUGGAUCAGAGUGCUUUUUGUUAGUAGUUUCUGUUUUUUAAACUCUUUUGCCAUAGGAUAUCAGUAUUCAGGCUUCAUUAAAAGUAUCUGUUAAGUCUUAGAAAAUGGCCUUAGGAUAUGAGUGCUCUGCAUAUUUUUUGGCUUGGAAUUAAAGGGUAAACUGCCCGAAAGAGAGACCUGAAAGCCAAGCUCUAGCUUACAAACCAUGAAGAAAUCAAAAGUCAGUUUGUAUGGAGUAAGUCUGCAUUAGAACAAGCUCUGUUGCAUAAGGGUAUUUGUUCUGUGGACU
Molecule: messenger RNA, 3482 nt
Organism: Nothoprocta perdicaria
Lineage: Eukaryota; Metazoa; Chordata; Aves; Tinamiformes; Tinamidae
Gene: RALGPS1
Product: Ral GEF with PH domain and SH3 binding motif 1
Exons: 21
Coding region: 241-1989 (582 amino acids)
Biological process (GO): Ras protein signal transduction; positive regulation of GTPase activity
Cellular component (GO): plasma membrane
Molecular function (GO): guanyl-nucleotide exchange factor activity
Source: RefSeq, a predicted model, not a curated record